AUGGACAUGGCGCGACAACUCGCAGACGGCAAACCUGUGAAGAAAGUUCGCCCACGGAGAACAGUCGACUACGGAGGCGGACUCGGGAGAUGGGCAUUACUCCGGAAGAUGCGGCCAAACGCGACAUACGUGCCCUACCUAAGGCCCGCGCCGCCGUACAUCAUUGACCUCCUGCCGCCAAAGGCGUACCCAGACAACCCCUCGACCUCGUUGUGCACCAAGUUCGUGCACACAUCCACCAACAAGAUUCGGUGUCCCGUCAAUUGCGUCGUGUGGACGCCAGAAGCGCGUCGGAUACUGACGGGUUCAACGAGUGGCGAGUUCACGCUAUGGAACGGCCUGACCUUCAACUUCGAAACGAUUUUGCAGGCGCAUGACUCGGCAGUGCGCACAAUGAAGUUCACGCAUUCCGGCGCGUUCCUCGCGUCCGCGGACCAGAACGGUGUCAUCAAGUACUUCCAGCCGAAUAUGAACAACUUGACGGCGUGGACGGGCCACCGCGAGGCUAUCCGUGGUCUCAGUUUUAGUCCUGACGACACUAGGUUUGCUACCGCAAGUGAUGACUCUACCAUCCGGCUGUGGUCGUUCGAAGAGCAGCGCGCAGAACGAACAUUGACAGGUCACGGUUGGGACGUGAAAUGUGUUGAAUGGCAUCCUUCAAAGGGGCUCCUAGUCUCUGGUAGCAAGGACAACAUGAUCAAAUUCUGGGACCCUCGUACAGGAACCGUGCUCUCCACAUUGCAUUACCACAAGAACACAGUCCAAGCUCUCGCGUGGUCGCCGAAUGGCAAUCUCGUCGCCAGCGCAUCGCGAGACCAAACGGUCCGGGUCUUCGACAUCCGCGCAAUGAAGGAGCUCCGGCUCCUCAAAGGCCACAAGAAAGAAGUAUGCUCCGUGACCUGGCACCCCUUCCACCCGCUCCUUGUCUCCGGCGGCUCCGAGGGCGCGAUCAUGCACUGGGACCUCUCCUCUUCCUCCGAACCGCCCGUCACACAGUCCGCAUCGCACCAGCCCGGGCCGCGCGCAACGCUCUCGCAGGCACACGACUCGAACGUUUGGUCGCUUGCCUACCACCCGCUGGGGCACAUCCUCGUCAGCGCGUCCAACGACCACACCACGCGCUUCUGGUGCCGCGAGCGCCCCGGAGACGCCUCUUCCGUCUUCAGUGGCGGCGGCGAGAAGCCGCCCGAGAUCACCGACACGUCCGGCCAGGACGAGGACGAGGAGGCGAUGGUCCCCGGUUUCGGUUUUGGGGCGGCGGGGGGCGCAGCUGGCGGCGGCGGCUGGUGGGGCGGCAAGGAGGAAGACGGACGGGACGGCGGUAUGCCGCAGUCGGCGUCGACCGGCGGUGGCGGGGGCCCCGGUGGGUUCCCGUCGUUCGGGCAGUCGAGCGCGAUGGACACGAGCGAGGAUAUGAUCCCCGGGAUUGGCGGGUUCGAGAGCGCGAGCUCGGGCCCGGUGUCGGGCAGGCAGAGCGGGCCGCUGCCGUCGCAGGAGGAGAUCUUUGGGUCUGGAGGCCCGCCCGAAGGCGGGGACGACUGGAACAGGGGAGGUGGGGAUGGUGAUGGUGGUGGGCGCGGACGGGGUAGGUGGGGCAGAGGUGGUGGACAUCGUGACCGCGGCGGGUACAGAGGCGGCGGAGGCGGUAGAGGAGAUGGCGGUGGUGGCGGGUAUGGCGGCGGUGGACGUCGUAACCGGUAUUGA
This is a messenger RNA of Trametes versicolor FP-101664 SS1, 1704 nucleotides long. Its product is annotated as WD40 repeat-like protein. Lineage: Eukaryota; Fungi; Basidiomycota; Agaricomycetes; Polyporales; Polyporaceae. The transcript has 7 exons. Bases 1 to 1704 code for a protein of 567 amino acids. Gene Ontology annotation, molecular function: protein binding. Gene Ontology annotation, cellular component: mRNA cleavage and polyadenylation specificity factor complex. The record is from RefSeq and is a predicted model, not a curated record.